AUGCUUGCAUGGGAGGAACUAAUGAGGGCCAAACGACUGAGCGCUGGCUGUACAUCUUUGGAAUGCAUGAUUGGUCGUUUAACAUGUGGAAUUUUUUCUUUACGAGAGAGAUCUUCCGAUGAUUUUGUUAUCAAUGAUACAAUAGUGGGUGAUUUAUGCAAAGGUUUGGCGAUGGCAGAGAAUGCGGAUAAGGAGAAUGAGAUGAUGUGUGAACAAGAUUUUGGACUGAGUAAGCAGAUUGAUCCUACAAGAGCUCGGUUUCCGUGCUGCAUUGUGUGGACGCCGCUUCCUGUCAUUUCCUGGCUGAUUCCCUUCAUUGGUCAUAUUGGUAUCUGUCGAGAGGAUGGAGUUAUUCUGGAUUUUGCAGGGCCUAAUUUUGUUUGUGUCGAUAACUUCGCCUUCGGAGCUGUUGCUCGCUACAUCCAGAUAAACAAAGAUAAGGACUGUUCCAUGUCUCUCCUUCCAACGGCAUUCAACAAUGAGGAUCGAUACAACGAGGAUGAACGAGUUACAGAUGCAUUGGCAUGGGAUGAUGCGUUACGAAAGGGAACGCAGGAGUUCCAGCAUCACUCGUACAGCCUUUUCACUUGCAAUUGCCACUCAUUUGUUGCCAACAAUUUGAACCGGCUCGGGUUUCAUUCUGGCGGGUGGAAUGUGGUGAACCUUGCUACUCUGAUUUUCCUCAAGGGUCGUUGGGUUAGUACUGGAGCUCUGGUGCGAUCUUACUUGCCAUUUGUUGUUGUAUGUGGUUUUGGACUCAUAUUUGGUGGUAUGACCUUUCUAACUUUUCUGGCCUUCUUCACUUUCCUUCUUGUUGGUUGGUUUCUUCUUGGUACCUAUUGUUUCAAGGAUUUGAUCCAGUUGUAG
Messenger RNA from Dovyalis caffra, 867 nucleotides. The record is from the annotation of a GenBank genome assembly. Lineage: Eukaryota; Viridiplantae; Streptophyta; Magnoliopsida; Malpighiales; Salicaceae.